Molecule: messenger RNA, 432 nt
Organism: Ambispora gerdemannii
Lineage: Eukaryota; Fungi; Glomeromycota; Glomeromycetes; Archaeosporales; Ambisporaceae
Source: the annotation of a GenBank genome assembly
AUGGCACCUUUUUUACCAAAACUUCAAACAAUAAAAAUACAAGUUGUAAACACUUUAUGGGCAGAUAGUCAAGAUUUCAACAUAGUUGGACUAAGUGACUCCUUGUGGAGCAAGCUGUCGCGUCAUAUCUUGACACCUCAGAGUGAAGCCAAUGUUAUCAAUGGCUUCAAAUCGGUCAUUUCGAUAUCAAUUACUCCACGAGACGUCAGCCAGACUAGCUCGAAUUUAUUAAAACCUAAACCAGAGAAUACUUGGAUGAAACCCUUGAUUACAUCUAUAGUCACAUUUGCACAAUUGCAUCAUUCAGAGAUAUUUGGAGAGGCGCCGGAUUACCACACGUGUUUCGUCUCUCGAUUAUUUGCCAAACAGCAUAAUUUAGUCGAUGGAAUUGAAGUUGAUAUCGACAUCACUCAACCAAUUGAAUUGGAGGAG